Messenger RNA from Syzygium oleosum, 2047 nucleotides. RefSeq names its product protein DETOXIFICATION 55. The transcript has 2 exons. Gene Ontology annotation, biological process: xenobiotic detoxification by transmembrane export across the plasma membrane. The coding region runs from base 24 to 1715 and encodes 563 amino acids. Gene Ontology annotation, molecular function: antiporter activity; xenobiotic transmembrane transporter activity. Gene Ontology annotation, cellular component: membrane. The record is from RefSeq and is a predicted model, not a curated record. NCBI's taxonomy places the organism in Eukaryota, Viridiplantae, Streptophyta, Magnoliopsida, Myrtales, Myrtaceae.
AGAGAGAGAGAGAGGAAGCACAGAUGAUAAGUUGCUGUGCUCAGCCACUAGACCACCACCAUGCAUUGCCACCUUAUAAAAACCAAGAUGAUAUCUCGAUUGUUCCUAACAACGACAGAAACCUCCUGCACAAUACUGCUCUCCUUGCUACUUCACUCUCUCCGACAACACAGAAACACCAGACAAGAACAGAGAAAAGUGUGCCAAACAGAAACCCGAAGAAAAGUAUGGUUGAAGCAGAACAGGAUAAAAAAUAUCCAACAGUGCCCGAGGCAGUGGAGGAGCUGAAGAGAAUGGCAGACAUUGGUAUCCCAAUUCUGGCAGUGAGCAUAGUGAAUUAUCUCAAGAACAUGGUCUUGGUGGCCUCCAUCGGGAGGCUCGGGAGCCUCGAGCUGGCGGGGGGCGCGCUGGCCAUCGGCUUCACCAACAUAACCGGCUACUCCGUCCUCUCGGGCCUCGCCAUGGGGAUGGAGCCCUUGUGCAGCCAGGCUUUUGGUUCCAACAACUUGUCCCUAGUCCACUCGACCUUACGAAGGACAAUCCUCAUGCUCUUGCUUGCCUCCAUCCCGAUUGGGUUCCUGUGGGUCAACCUCGAGUCCCUCAUGCUCAUCCUCAACCAAAGCCCUGACAUCGCGCGGGUCGCCGGCCUCUUCUGCCGCUUCGCACUGCCCGAUCUUGUGGCCAAUAGCCUUCUCCAUCCAUCUCGUAUCUAUCUCCGAAGCAAAGGGACCACACGGCCACUAAUGUGGUGCUCCUUACUAGCUAUUCUUGUGCACGUUCCUCUAACCAUCUUCUUGGCCUUCACUUUGGAUCUUGGCAUCCCCGGCAUCGCUAUCUCGAACUUCGCUACCAAUUUCAACACCCUCAUUUUUCUUCUUCUAUUCAUGCUCUACACUAGGACUAGGACCAUCACUCCCAAUGAGGAGGAGAUUGAUAUGAAAGUUUUAUUAACAUCAUCCCGCCCGUGGCCAAUCUCUUUAGGUACCUCUAAUGCCUCACUAAAAAAGGAAUGGAAGCAACUACUCAGCCUCGCCAUUCCUAGCUGUUUAGGAGUUUGCUUGGAGUGGUGGUGGUAUGAGCUCAUGACCAUUCUAGCCGGCUAUCUUCCUCGCCCCCGCGUCGCUCUCGCGACCGCCGCAAUCGUAAUCCAAACCACCUCGCUCCUCUACUCGCUACCGACCGCUUUGAGCGCCUCGGUCUCGAGCAGGGUCGGGAACGAGCUCGGAGCGGGACGGGCAUAUAGGGCACGCUUGGCGACCAUUACUGCCCUAGGAUUGGCAUUGGUGGCUUCACUAUUUGGGUUACUAUGGACAACCUUAGGUAGGAGAGCUUGGGGAACAGUGUUCACGAGUGAUAGUGAGGUGCUAGAGCUGACCAUGGUUGUGCUGCCAUUAAUAGGACUGUGUGAGCUUGCAAAUUGUCCACAAACCACAAGCUGUGGGGUUCUUAGAGGGAGUGCAAGGCCUGGCGUUGGGGCAGCCAUCAACUUCUGCUCUUUUUACCUAGUGGGUGCACCAGUGGCCAUGGUCUUGGCCUUUGUGUGGGGAUUGGGGUUUUUGGGCCUUUGUUAUGGGCUUUUGGCAGCUCAGAUUGCUUGCGUGGCCUCAAUGUUGUUGGUGAUAUACAAGACUGAUUGGGAGAGGGAGUCGACGAAGGCCUCGGACUUGGUGGGAGAGGCUUGUGAUUUUGCACAACAUGAAGCCCAAAUUGUUUAAGUUUGAAGAAAGGUGUUGGUUUCUGAAAGUAGUAGAUUCCAAAAGGUGAUAAAAAAAAAGAAGAGGAAGAAGACUGUUGAAGAAACUCUUAUCUGAUGCAGUGUAGAAGCCAAGGAAAACUCAAAGACAACACUUUUGACCCAAUUUUUUUUUUCAAUUAUUAUCGUUUAUAAAUUGUAAUUGCUUGUCUCUGUUUUUGGUCCUUCUUUAUAAGGGAGGGAUUGGAUGGACUUGGGUCUUAUUGUGGAGGGGGAUCUCUGGGUAGCUUUGUAUUAUGUUGGUAGCAACUGAUAUUCCAUUAAUUACAGAAGAGAUCACAUAUUGUCACAUCA